Condylostylus longicornis is the source of this 1250-nucleotide messenger RNA. RefSeq names its product larval cuticle protein A3A (gene Cpr62Bb). The coding region runs from base 165 to 719 and encodes 184 amino acids. Gene Ontology annotation, cellular component: extracellular matrix. NCBI's taxonomy places the organism in Eukaryota, Metazoa, Arthropoda, Insecta, Diptera, Dolichopodidae. The transcript is spliced from 4 exons. The record is from RefSeq and is a predicted model, not a curated record.
UCGGUUAUAUCGGUGUUCCAUUGAUCUAAUAAAACUUAAAAAAUAACAAAGAAAAAAAAUAUUGAUAACCCGAAUUAAAAUUUGAAUUUGAUUCUAAAAGAAUUUCUUAUUAUUUAAUUUAUUAAUUGUUAAAAAAAUACAAAAAAAAAAUUAAAUCGAAAAAAAUGGUUUCAAAAUUGUGUUUAAAUGUUAUCCUUGCCAUUACUUUAUUCGGUUGCAAUGUUUUAGCAAAACCAGGAUAUGCUCAUCAUGGAUAUAACGUUGAUUAUUAUGAUCAUCCAAAAUAUGCUUUUAAUUAUGGAGUAGCUGAUCAUACAACUGGUGAUGUUAAAUCACAACAUGAAGUGCGUGAUGGUGAUGUUGUUAAAGGACAAUAUUCUUUAGUUGAACCUGAUGGUUCAAUUCGAACAGUUGAUUAUACUGCAGAUCCUGUUCAUGGUUUUAAUGCUGUUGUCUCAAAAACAGGUCCAACAAUUCAUCAUACACCAGUAGUACAUUCUGCACCAGUUGUACAUGCUGCUCCAGUUGUUCAUGCUGCACCUGUUGUACAUAAAACUAUUUUGCCAGCAGCACCAGUUGUUGUUGCAUCACCAGCACCAUAUGUUGCACAAAAAUUACAUUAUGCAUCACCUAGCCCAAUUCAUUAUGAUUAUGAUAAUUAUGAUAAUUAUUAUGAUGGAGGGCAUUAUGGGCAUUAUGAUCAUUAUGGGCAUUAUUAGAGACAAAGAAUAUAACAAAAGAGCAACAACAAAUUAACAACAAAAUUUUUUAUAAAAUAAAUUAAGGCAGCAGCAUCUCAAUUUCUUCCUUUUUUUUAUGUACAAUAAUAAUUCAUUUUUUUUUAUAUAUAAUUAUAAAACAUUAAAAAAAUAUGUUUAUUUUUUGUUUAAAUAAUUAGAAUCACCUUGUAAAGUAUAAAAUGGAAAAUUUUAUUUAUAAAGAAUUUUCCAUUUUUUACAUUUUUUGUAAAUAUACUUAUAUAUAUAGCAAUAACUCAAUAAUGUAAAGGAUUCAAAAUUUUCAUUAAAUAAAAAAGGACAUUAAAUUACAGAAAUAAAAUAAGAUCAAACAAAAUACCAAAAUAAAAUCAAAUAUAAGCGUUCAAUUAACAAAAAAAAAAAAGUAAAGAGAAAAAAAUAAUUUAAUAAAUUUGUAAAAAUUUUCAUUUUAAAAUAACAUGAAAAAAAAACCAACAAAAAAUAUGUAAGUAAUUCAAUUAAUUUAAAAUAUGUAGAAUAAUUUUUAUAAGA